AUGAAGCUCUCUCUAGUUCUAGCAACUGUCUGCGCAGCCGCCGUCGUUGCAGAACCUCAAGAUCUCCAGAGCGCCAAGUCCAAUUGGACCGUAGGACAGACGGUCCGGACAUCCAGUGGCCCCGUCAGUGGCCAUCCUGCCUCCAACCAGUCGCAGGUCUCGGAAUACCUGGGCAUCCCCUUUGGAAGACCCCCAGUUGGGAAUUUGCGGUUCGCGGCCCCCGUGCGAUUCAACGGCACGGCCCACCUCAAUGGUUCCGAUUUCGGCUUCUCAUGUCCCGUAAAACCAAGCUCAUCUCCUACCCCUUCACCCCCUGAUCUAGCAGCCGCGAACGUGUCGGUAGUUGGGGUCGAAGUCCUUGGGAUCCUGGGGAACAGCAAGGCAAAAUACAGCGAGGAUUGCUUAUAUCUGAAUGUCUGGACGAAGCCGCAGGUUGGAGAGAGGAAGAAGGCUGUAAUGGUGUGGAUUUAUGGCGGGGGAUUUAACAGUGGUAGUUCCACAAUCAGGGGGUAUAAUGGGGCGAAUAUUGUGGAGUUGGAGGAUGUAGUCGUUGUUUCUAUGAACUAUCGACUUUCCAUCCUUGGCUUCCCUGGAGAUCCAGGAGGCACGCAGAACCUGGGGCUUUUGGAUCAGCGGCUGGCGGUCGAGUGGGUGAGAGACAACAUAGCGGGUUUCGGUGGUGACCCUUCACGGAUCAUACUCUUUGGCCAGUCUGCAGGAGCUGCCUCCAUCGACUACUACUCCUACGCGUGGAAUUCUGACCCCAUAGCUGCGGGCUUCAUCCCCGAAUCUGGAACUGCCUUUUCCUUCGGACUGCCCAACUCCAACUCCAGCGCCGCAGGAGCCUGGUUCAACGUCACCAGCACUCUGGGGUGUGGGAAUGCCACUUCGAACAGCAGCGCCGUGCUCUCUUGCAUGCGGAGCAAAAACUACACCUCGAUCUUCAAUGCUGUGCCUGCAUCAAAUGGAAUCGCUGGUAUCUUAGGUACCUUCGGCCCCACUGUUGACGACAAGGUGAUUUUCUCGAACUAUUCUCAACGUACACCCGUCAAACUCCCCAUGAUGCUCGGGAACAAUAACUAUGAAGCCGGACUCUUUCGUACCGAGUUCGCCUUGGACGGAAUCACCUACCCCGAUGCCUUCUGGGAUACUUUCAACUUACAGGAAUUCACAUGUCCUGCGGGAAUCCGUGCCAACGCCUCUGUGGCAGCGGGCAAUCCCACCUGGCGCUAUCGAUACUUUGGCGUCUUCCCAGAUCUCGCCAUCAGCACGGAGGCCGGGACGUGGCAUGCGGCCGAGGUCCCGCUCCUCUUCGAUACCGUGCCACCGGUGCCAGGGCCGACCAAGCAGGAGAUCGCGAUUGGCAAUUAUAUGCGUGGAGCGUGGGCGGCCUUUGCCAAAGAUCCCGUGAACGGCUUGACGGCUUACGGAUGGCCGUUGUACAAUGCUUCUGCUCCGACCUUGAUCCGACUGGCGUAUAAUAACCAGACAGGCACGAACGCUGCUCUCCCAAGUCUCUAUGAUGCGGCCUGUGUGUAUGUCAACGUGAGCAGCACGAACACGAGUGCAUAUUCCACGCUGCCGAGCAUGCCUACGGCGACUGCUACCCGUGUGCAGGGGAGUAGUACGACGGGAUCUGUGACAGGAUCAGUGACGGCUAAUACAGCAUCGAGUACGCCUACGCAGUCUUCAGAGGGGAGAAGAUUGGAAGCUAGUCUGUACGUCGUUGUGACUGCGGGCUUGAUUGCUUGGAUGCUGUGA
Molecule: messenger RNA, 1761 nt
Organism: Amorphotheca resinae ATCC 22711
Lineage: Eukaryota; Fungi; Ascomycota; Leotiomycetes; Helotiales; Amorphothecaceae
Exons: 3
Coding region: 1-1761 (586 amino acids)
Molecular function (GO): carboxylic ester hydrolase activity
Source: RefSeq, a predicted model, not a curated record